This is a messenger RNA of Fulvia fulva, 1440 nucleotides long. RefSeq names its product NADH-dependent flavin oxidoreductase iccG. The record is from RefSeq and is a predicted model, not a curated record. Bases 1 to 1440 code for a protein of 479 amino acids. The transcript has a single exon. Gene Ontology annotation, molecular function: FMN binding; oxidoreductase activity. NCBI's taxonomy places the organism in Eukaryota, Fungi, Ascomycota, Dothideomycetes, Mycosphaerellales, Mycosphaerellaceae.
AUGGGCGACCUGAACACCACAAACACCCCACCCAAAACCGCCAUCGACCUCCUCUCCCAGCCCCUCACCCUCCCUUGUGGUCUCACCCUUCCCAACCGCCUCGUAAAAUGCCCCAUGCAAGAAACUCUCGCCGAACCCCCCAACUUCGAACCCCCAAUCUCCAAGUUCCAGAAUCUCUACAAAAUCUGGUCUGAAUCGCAGUACGGUCUACUCAUCACCGGACAGGUGCAGGUCGAUAUCCGGUAUUUCAGCAUCGCUGGUGAUGUCUGCACUCACCCUGGUAGUACAUUCGGUCAGGUAUUAGAUACAUGGAAGGAGUGGGCAAGCAUAGCUCAGAAGAACGGGACGCCUUGUAUCGUGCAAUUAGCGCAUCCGGGGAGGAUGAGUCCCGCUGGAGCUGGGAAUAGAGAGGCUGGUGAGCCGCCGCUUUGUCCCAGUAGUGUGCCGGUGAAGCUGGGCGAUGGGUGGUUAGAUAAGUUGGCGUUGGACAAAGUGCUUGGAACGCCGAAGGAGAUGAGUCACGAAGAUAUCGAUCAAGCGGUCGAGAACUUCGUGAGAGGCGCUGUGGUUGCGAGGGAUGCUGGGUUCGCGGGGUGCCAGAUCCAUGGCGCGCACGGGUUCUUGGUCUCGCAGUUCUUGUCACCGCAUACGAAUCGGAGGACCGAUGAGUAUGGUGGGAGCUAUGAGAAGCGGAUGACGUUGCUGAAGAGGCUGGUCAGGGAGAUCAGAGCGAGGUGUCCGCCACCGUAUUGCCUUGGGGUGAAAUUGAAUAGUGCGGAUUACAUGUCAGGGAGCGAGGGCCUGCAGCAAGAGGAGGCGCUAGAGCAGAUGAAGUGGCUGAUCAACUGUGGCAUGGUGGACUUCGUUGAGUUGAGCGGCGGAAAUGCUGAGCAGAAGACUUCCGGACUACAGUCAUCAUUCGGCAAGAAGACGAUGAGCUCGGCGCCGAGAAAGAGAGAGAGCACCAGGAUAAGGGAAGCAUUCUUCACAGACUUCGCAGAGAAAGUCCAAGCCCUCAACUCCCCAAUUCCAAUCCAACUCAGCGGAGGGUUCCGAAGCCGCACAGGAAUGGCUGAUGCCAUAGAGAGUGGAGUCUGCGACAUGGUCGGGUUAGGUCGUGCUGCUGUUCUCGAGCCAGAGCUACCGCGCAAAACUUUGCUGAAUCCUGAAGUUGAUGAUGAUACUGCUAUCGGUAUCUCGCAUCAGAUCCAAGGAUUGUGGUUCACGAAGUUCGUGCCCACGAAGGUCAUUGGAGGGAGACUGCCGAUCCAAUUCUUCUACUACAACAUGCGAAGACUGGGGAAUGGCAUGAUGAGCGAUCCGAAUGCUACGUUGCCGUUUAUCUUCUUUCAUAACCUGUGGCGUGGACUGAAAGCGUCUGUGCUUGCGUCCUUGCAGAGGCUCAUGAUGGUGAGAGCCGCGAGCUCGGGUCAGCCUUGA